This is a messenger RNA of Daldinia childiae, 1638 nucleotides long. RefSeq lists its product as uncharacterized. The coding region runs from base 1 to 1638 and encodes 545 amino acids. The record is from RefSeq and is a predicted model, not a curated record. NCBI's taxonomy places the organism in Eukaryota, Fungi, Ascomycota, Sordariomycetes, Xylariales, Hypoxylaceae. The transcript has a single exon.
AUGGACAGCCAACAGACUCGAAAUCAGGGAUAUCAAUCCCGAAAUCCGAAUCCCAAUGGAACGUCUAACAGUAACACUCUCAAGCCUGAGACAGUCGGAUACUUCAACCCUUCCCUCAAGGACCCUCAUAAUACUGGCAUUAUUGCCGUAGGAAAGUACACAGUCUUCACAAACAUCUUUCCAUUCACAGAUCGCCUAAGACAGCUCGCUGUUUCCCAUGGAGAAGGCAAUGUCAAGGCGGUAUGGAUAAAUUGUCUCCAAGAGACAGCUUUGGCGUGGUACUCUAUGGAACUCACGGAUAUAGAGAAAGAUGCUCUCCAGAAGUUGAGCUUGGAUUGGGUUAUCCAUCAGCUCAUCAAAGCGUUUCGCAAAUCACCUAGCAAUGCUUUGCAGAGUCUAAAAUCGGCCUCCUUCACCUUACUAGAUCUGAAGAGAGGCAAGGGGUUAAGACCUUUUGUUUAUAGCAUUAUUCAAGAUGCUAGAGCCUGUGACUUACCGCCCAAGAUCCAGUUGCUGUAUGCUUUCGAGGCGUUUGAUGCUGAGAUCCAAUCCCAGCUUUUAAAGCCUACAGACAAUACCACCCUCGGAGCAUUCUUUCAACAUCUUGACGAUAGGGAGAGCGUUCUUCUAGCAAAGGCUAGACAGGUAUCUACAUCCCAGAAUCUCCAGCUUCAGCCAGAUUACUCCCAAUACCGACAGACAUACCCCAACCAGGCUGAUAAUAGAAAUCCAUACCUACCCCCCACCUUUAUUAAUUCAAGCCAUAAUCACAACUUCGGGGCACAAGGGCAUCUGCAGCAAGGUCUAACACUGUAUGUGAGCUCCAACGCCGGAAAUACCAGCCAACAAGCACAGCCGGCCAUCCCAACGCAAAGGGGAUUCCAAGGAUAUUCUAGAAGCCACGUCAAGCCUCUUUCAUACCCUGCGGACAACGAAGACUCAUAUACAGACCCAGGGUCCCCAGGUACGGAUAUUUACAGAAAUGGGCCUUUCGGAGAUUCCCAAAAUCGAGACCCUUUAUGGCAAGCUAUGGAUAAUCUACGAAGAUUUGAGUUCGAAGAUUUCAGAGAUUCCCAAGCCCAGUUCAAGGAACAUAGUAUAAGAUACAGAACCGCCGCAGAAAAUGUAAAAGUACAAAGCGACUUCCAAGUUACACCACAUUUCAGUACAGUGAGUGCUCGAGCAGAAAGUUCGGUAUGCGAUAUCUACGACAAAUCGAGGGGGUUGUCUGCCCAUUAUCGCGGUGAAUAUUUCGAGAUCACUGCCAGUUUUCAAGGCGUACCGCAUCAGAACCCGUCACAGAUCUCAGAGUCAAGCCGUUUGAUUACUGAGCUGGAUUCUUCAGAAUCGGACCCCGCAGAGGCAGAAUCAGAACAUCUAUUCGAUGAUGGAUCCCCCUUCAAUUGUCCUGAGCCUCCAGCUGAGUUCCAAAACCAUGAUUAUGGAGAUCAAAGCCACCACGAUGACCACUGCGGCUAUGAUUACCACUACGACUAUAAUAACUACGACGACCAGGAAAGCUAUGAUAACCAUGGCUGCGAUAAUGACGACGAUAAUGGCUCUGACGACUAUGAUGACAGUGAUAGUUAUGGUAGUUAUGAUGACUAUAGCGAGUGUGAUGACUCUGACGUCGACUGA